Cucurbita pepo subsp. pepo (vegetable marrow) is the source of this 1787-nucleotide messenger RNA. RefSeq names its product heptahelical transmembrane protein 4. Gene Ontology annotation, cellular component: membrane. The record is from RefSeq and is a predicted model, not a curated record. Gene Ontology annotation, biological process: response to hormone. Gene Ontology annotation, molecular function: signaling receptor activity. Lineage: Eukaryota; Viridiplantae; Streptophyta; Magnoliopsida; Cucurbitales; Cucurbitaceae.
UUUUUUUUUUUUUUUCCCUUGCUGCUGCUGGAGGGGGCCAGGGUUUGCUUCUGGGCAUCUCUAUUCUGCUGCCCUUCUUCCAAUUCUUCGUAAUUUCCCUUUCUUUCUUCUGCAAUUCUCGGCGUUUUGAUUCAUCGCGUUUUGGCGUCUAAUUUUUACCUGUGUUUUGCAUUUUGAUUUAAUCGAUUUCAAGAUUUGGAUUGUCAUAUGACGAUGCGAAAUAAGAGGUUUAUGGUGUUGUUUGAGGCAAUUUUCAAUUGUUUGUUACUAUUUUGAAUUGAUUGGCUUGAGAGGAAGAACAUAGGUUUGGUUAUCGAUCAAAGCGUGUUGUUCAUUUGGUUGAGUAGGGGAUGGAUGCGUAUGAGGAAAUGACUGUGAAAUUUAAGACCUCUGCUGAAUCAAUGGAGUGCCAUCAAAGGUACUUCUCGAAGGAUGGGAAGGGGAAAAAACUUUGGAAGAAGGUCAAGUAUCAGUUGGUUGAGUACCAUGCUUUACCAGCCUACUUGAGGGAUAACGAAUUCAUUCUUGGUCAUUACCGCGCUGAUUGGCCAUUGAAGCAGACACUGCUCAGCAUCUUCUCCAUACACAAUGAGACUCUUAAUGUUUGGACGCAUUUGAUUGGAUUUUUCCUCUUUCUCUCCUUGACCAUAUAUACUGCAACAAAGAUUCCUGACGUUGUUGACAUUCAUCCUCUUCAACAUUUGCCUGAGGUGUUGAAAAAUGCUGAUCUCCACAAAUUGCAAGCAGAACUCUUGACGUGCCUUCCUUCCUUGCCUCAUCUACCUGAUCUGCAGUUAUUAAGGGAGGAGUUAAAGACUGCAUUGCCUUCCAUGGAUAUGCUUUCAUCACUGUGUAGCUGGCGUGUUGUGGAGCUUCUAUACAAUUGUUUACCGGAGCGAUUCUCCCUCGGAAAUCAAACGAAUGACUAUGUUCUGAGUAGCAUGAAGGAGGAAGUUGCCAACAUGAUUGCACCAGUAGCUAUGAGACCAAUUACUCGGUGGCCUUUCUUUGCAUUCUUGGGUGGAGCCAUGUUUUGCCUGCUUGCUAGCAGCUCAUGCCACCUUCUUUCCUGCCACUCCGAGCGUCUCUCAUACAUAAUGCUAAGGCUGGACUAUGCCGGAAUUGCAGCCCUUAUAUCUACCUCCUUCUACCCUCCCGUUUACUACACCUUCAUGUGCUAUCCCUUCUUUUGCAGUCUCUAUAUGGGGUUCAUUACCCUCGUGGGAAUUGCAACCAUCUUAGUAUCUUUGCUGCCAAUGUUUCAAUCCCCCGAGUAUCGCACUUUUCGGGCAUCCCUUUUCCUUGGCAUGGGGUUGUGCGGGAUCGCCCCUAUUCUGCACAAACUUAUCCUGUUCUGGGGCUUGCCCGAAGCACUCCACACAACAGGGUAUGAGAUACUGAUGGGCAUAUUUUAUGGGGUUGGAGCACUCGUUUAUGCAGCAAGGAUUCCGGAGCGAUGGAUGCCUGGAAAAUUCGACAUUGCUGGCCACAGCCACCAACUAUUCCACGUCUUAGUAGUCGCUGGGGCAUAUACUCAUUAUCGUGCAGGACUGAUUUACCUCAAAUGGCGUGACCUGCAAGGUUGUUAGAAUAGAAUUUCAACAAAGAUUUAGCCUGUUGAAAUGUAGUUGAUUAUUUUCAAAAUGUAUCCCCAUGUAAUAUUUAGCCGGACUAGGAUACUGCCACCACUGUAAGGUCAGAGCUAGCUUGAGAAAAUAUGAGAAUCCUCACGCUCGGCCUAUCAUGAAAUCAUAAAAUACAUAUUUGAUGCAGUCGAGGCUUACGUA